Molecule: messenger RNA, 3127 nt
Organism: Prorocentrum cordatum
Lineage: Eukaryota; Dinophyceae; Prorocentrales; Prorocentraceae
Source: the annotation of a GenBank genome assembly
AGCCCUUGUGUCUCAAGCAGAUGCAAGGGCAUGAUGGCUGCCCGACUGUCUGCACAUUAACUAAGGUGUAGGGCAUUGGGCAGUAUGGCUGCAUCACCCCCUGCAGCUCCGCAAGACCUGUUCGAGGAGGGCACGGGCUUGCUGCCCGUCAUCCUGAGGACCUGUCCCUCGGCUCCGCCGCAGACCGCUGGACGCCGCCCUUGCAGCGCCAGGAGCCUCGGGCUGAGGACGAGCUCGGUGAUCAACAAGCUGGCAAGGGUCAUGCCCAGCAGCAAGGCCCGGGCUCCACUGCUCGCGCACGUGAGCCAGGAGGCCGAGAGCCUGACCUGCUACCGAGACCCGUCCUCCUCGGCGGCCGGGCACGCCUCCGGCCGCGACCUGGAGAUGGUGCUGCGCGUGCCGCUGUCCCUGGCGCUCGUGGCCGCCGUCGGCGACGCCGCCGUCUCCAUCGCGCUGCCCUCUGCGGACACGCUGGACAGGCUGCGGGGCACCGGCAAGGCAAGGUGCGACGCCUUCAACGCCCUCAAGCACGAGCCGCAGAGGGGCGGUGCAGAGGUGUGGACGCUGGAGUGCCAGUCCCCGGAGGCCGCGCUCCUGCUUCUAGACCGCCUGCAGCUGGCGGGCUGCAUCCUCCAGGGCUUGCGGCGGAGGUACAAGCUGCUCGACGUGAUCGGCGAGGGCUCCUUUGGGAGGGUCUUCAGGGCCGAAGACAUGCGCACCGGAUCGCCCGUGGCCAUCAAGGUGUUCCUUAGGCGGUCGUCGCAGGACAUAAUGCAUCCCAUCCUUGAGGCAAGCAUCCUCAGAUCAUGCUGCCAUUCCAACAUUCUGGCUUUCCAUGGUAUUUACCAGGUGAGUGAGACGGAGAUCCUGGACUUGCUCGGCAUCGAUUCGCCCUCCACGUACGCGAUGGUAUCCGAGUACAUCGAAGGCGGGCCAAUGCUCGAAAGCCUUGUGCACGGCAAGCCGGCGACGGAGGACCACGCGCGCCACUUGACGAAGCAGCUGCUAUCUGCCGUCAGCCUUCUGCAGGAGUGCUCCGUGGUCCACAGGGACAUCAAGCCCGAGAACAUUCUUCUCACUAGCGCAGGCGACCAUCUGAAGCUCGUUGACUUCGGGCUGGCCGCGCUUGAGACCGAUUCGGAGGCCAUGCGCAUUCAGUCGGGAUCGCCAGGGUAUGUAGCCCCAGAGGUCAUCACGGGAGUCCAGACGUGCAAGUCCGAUUGCUUCAGCAUUGGCGCCAUCCUCUUCAUCCUGUUGACAGGCAAGUCCCCUUUCCCGGGAAAGGAUCUUCGCAAGGUGCUCCUCAAGAACUUGCGCGCCCAGGUGGACAUGAACGAGCUCAUGCACGUCUCCCAGGGCGCCCGGGAUGUCGUCGUAGGCCUCAUGCACAGGGACGCCCAGAGCCGCGUGUCCGCCUCGGAGGCCCUGCACUUCCCCUGGUUCGCGCAGCCCUCUCCGACGACCGCCCCGCCGGUCGUCGUGCCCAGCGCCUUCCUGGCCGAGCAGGGCGCUCCUCCGCUCCCCAGCCGCGGCGCGCACGCCCGAGCCCCGCGCCGCAGGUGGCACGGCUCCGCGCGGCGGCGCAGCGUCACGCCGCCCCCGGAGGUGCUGGCGUGCGCCCACGGCCAGGGCCCGCCCGCCCGUGAGGCUGGCUGCGAGAGCGCGCCCGUGAGCCGGCGGCUGCGGGCGCGAACCCUCCUCCCGGAGAAGGGCCCCCCUCCUGCCGCGGACUCGUGCGACACGCCCUCCACGGCUGCGACUUCGGCUCCCGGGCCGCCGCGUGGCGUGGACGUGGGGACCAGCUCGUGGCCCAUGCAGAGGCAGCAGGCGGGGGAAGAGCGGCCUACCGUCAAAGAGCUGUCGCGAUUCACAGAGCGGGCAUCGGAGGAGUUGCUCACGUUCAAGGAGCGACCGAGCUUCUCGGAGCGGACAUCAGAUCCGAAUUACGACGCCAGCGCCUUGUUCAUCAGGAAGGUGCCAGUGUCAGAGACGACGCAGCUGGAGAGACCGGAGAGACCGGUCCUUCGAAGAGGCCUGGCACAGAUCAAGGUUCCGAACAGGCUAGCUCCUGGAAGGGUCAGGAGGCCCGUGGGCCUGAACCAGCACAAGCACCUCGUUGCACCCGGCAUUGACAACGACGGGCGGACACAGAUCAGGCUGCCAAGCGGGCCGAGGCCCAGCAGCCUGCACCAGCACAGGCACCUCCGCAUGCCCGUCUUUGAGAAUGAGGACGGUCGUGCGCCAUAGCGUCAUGAGCCGUGGGCCGGCCAAUUCGGCAGCGGGAAUGACUCUCGGUCGUGUGAAUACCGUCGCUGCGCGAUGGCGCGUGCUGCUGCUGGAGUGGAGCUCUGGCAGAGGCGGUGCUGUCGAGCCGUGGGUCACGCGGAGGUGCUGCGCGUCUUCUUUCUGGUGUCGCAGCCUCUGGGAAUUAAUUCACCACCGGAUACGUUCGAGGCUGGUAAAGAGCUCCGGGCAUCUGCCAGCCACCCUGCUAGUUUUGGCCGGGUCCCUGCCUGCCUUUGACGAUGCCCAGGCCGCGGACCUCCCUUUCCAGUUGCACUUGGGCUGGGUUCACGCUCGCCCUCGCAGAGUACUAGAUGGCAGAAACUCCGCACGGUGGCGGAUUAUUUACACACGCGCACCUUGCCGUGCCAAUCUCUCCUGCAGGAGUUCAGCCACUUCUCGAAUGUGGGGCCUGGAGCCGCACGCUGGCUUACACGGCACCCCGCGAGAAAGCGACCCUGGGUCACCCUCCCCACGUCGCUGCGACGUCAGGGAACGUGGCUGCUUAUUAGCAGAUGCGGCAGCACGGUGCCACAAUACGCGGCUCCAGCUCCUGCCCUACCGCUGCUCUGGACGCACGGGCACCGCCAUACAGUCGGUGGAACCCUUGCCUUCGUAUUCCUGUUGGCAUGUUCUGGGCAACCGUUUGUGUUCGACAGCCACUAUAGCUAUGGGUAAUUUAUCAUUAUACUGCGCAGCUCCAACCUGUGAAUUUUGGUAUGAUUUUCAUUGCCCCGUGCGGACUCCAGCAGCGUCUGCUCCCGCUCGGCAAUCUAUAAGUCUUGGAGCGCACCCUGAGCCAGCCGUAUCGUGGCAGCAUUUGCGCUGGUAGGGGGAAAACGAU